Drosophila sulfurigaster albostrigata is the source of this 301-nucleotide messenger RNA. RefSeq lists its product as uncharacterized. The transcript has 2 exons. The coding region runs from base 80 to 301 and encodes 73 amino acids. Lineage: Eukaryota; Metazoa; Arthropoda; Insecta; Diptera; Drosophilidae. The record is from RefSeq and is a predicted model, not a curated record.
CUUUGUCUAUCGCUCCAAUCUCAAGUUUUAUGGCAAAAGUAAUGACAUUUUGUACUGGGAAUGCGUACAAAAUCGUUCCAUGAAAUGCCGCAGUCGCCUUAAGACCAUCGGCGACGAUCUCUACGUGACUAAUGAUGUACAUAAUCAUAUGGGCGAUACGAAACGUAUAGAGGCGGCCAAGGCGGCUGGCAUGCUUAUACACAAGAAGUUAAGCUCUCUGACUGCCGCCGAUCGUAUUCAUGGUUGGAAUCGUGCUGAGAGCGGCUCUGGCGAUCCGUUGGCGAAGAUUGAGUCAGCGUAG